Nannizzia gypsea CBS 118893 is the source of this 1314-nucleotide messenger RNA. RefSeq names its product UTH1. Lineage: Eukaryota; Fungi; Ascomycota; Eurotiomycetes; Onygenales; Arthrodermataceae. Gene Ontology annotation, biological process: fungal-type cell wall organization. The coding region runs from base 1 to 1314 and encodes 437 amino acids. The transcript has 2 exons. Gene Ontology annotation, cellular component: cell surface; fungal-type cell wall. The record is from RefSeq and is a predicted model, not a curated record.
AUGAAGUUCUCCUCCAGCAUCCUGACGCUGGCCGUUGCCGCGUCAGUCCAGUCGGUCCAGGCCUCUCGCCACGCCCAUGGCCAUGCUCACCACCACCGCGCCCUUGAGAAGCGCGCGGACCCGGAGGUCGUCAAGGCCUUCAUGUACAAUGGCAAGGAGCUGACCCAGCAGGAGGUCUGCGACGGCGUCCUCCAGGGUAAAUUUAACUGGUCCAACGGCGAGAACCACGACGCCCUGUGCAACUUCCCCCUUGGCUCGCAGAAGGCUGCUCCCACCACCUCCUGUCCACCCGACAGCAAGCCAACUGAGGCCUCCAAGCCUUACUCUCCUCCAGCUAUCCCUCACACCGAGAGCACUCCCUCGCAGCCAGAGGAGCCCGAGGAACCCGAGGAGCCUGAAGAGCCUAAGCCAGAGGGCCCCAAGACUCCCGUUAUCAAGAAGCCCGAUGACUCCAAGGGCGGAGAGACUCAUAUGGGCGGAGAGGGUGUCGACCUCGACUUCCCCGAUGGCGAGGUUGACUGCGAUGACUUCCCAUCCAAGUACGGUGCCAUUCACCUCGACUACCUAGGCCUCGGUGGCUACACUGGUAUCCAACACGCCACCCUCCUCGGUGAAGUCUUCGGCACCAUCCGCACCGCCAUUGCCGGCGAGUCCUGCGUUGACGGAGCCCUCUGCUCUUACGCCUGUCCUCCCGGCUACCAGAAGUCCCAGUGGCCCAAGGAGCAAGGCUCAACUGGCGAGUCCGUUGGUGGACUUGCCUGCCGCAACGGUAAACUCCACCUCACCAACCCCGGUCUGUCCAAGAAGCUCUGCAUUCCCGGUGCCGGUGGCGUCAACGUCAAGAGCACCAUGGACACUGUCGUCUCCAUCUGCAGAACCGACUACCCAGGCACUGAAUCCGAGACCGUCCCUCUCGAGCUCACUCCAAACGCCAACAUGCCCCUGACCUGCCCCAAGGCCGAGUCCUACUACUUCUGGCAGAACAAGCCCACCUCCGCCCAGUACUACGUCAACCCAGCUGGCGUCGGUAUCGACAAGGCCUGCCAAUGGGGCAAGGCCGGCACCGACCUUGGCAACUUUGCUCCUCUCAACCUUGGAGUUGGUGAGAAGGCUGGUGUCAAAUGGCUUUCCAUGUUCCCCAACAGGCCCACCACCAAUGCCAUCCUUGAGAUGACCAUCGAGAUUGUCGGAAAAAAUGUCUCUGGUAAAUGCAAGUACCAGAAUGGCAAGUAUUAUACCGACGUCGGCGUCAACGAAGAUGGUUGCACCGUCUCUGUCGUAUCAGGCGACGCAACCUUCGUCUUCUCCAACUAG